This is a messenger RNA of Coffea arabica (coffee), 912 nucleotides long. RefSeq lists its product as uncharacterized. The record is from RefSeq and is a predicted model, not a curated record. NCBI's taxonomy places the organism in Eukaryota, Viridiplantae, Streptophyta, Magnoliopsida, Gentianales, Rubiaceae.
AUGCGUCUGCAAACCGCUGCGGAUGCACUCCGCUGCAAGACCUUCCCCAUGUUUCUGAAGGGGAAGGCCCGGCUCUGGUUCCAGAGCCUGGCACCGGGGUCUAUCCGGAGUUUCGCAGAGCUGGCCAGACAGUUCGUCGUCCAGUUCGUCUCCUCCAAGACUUACUCGAAAAACGCGGCUCACCUGUUGGCAAUCAAGCAGAAGCCGGACGAGUUCCUGAAGAGUUUCAUGACCCGCUUCAACACAGAGAGCCUGCAGAUCAGGGACAAGGAUGAAAAGGUGGUCAUGGCCGCCUUCGUAAACUGGCUCAGGGUGGAAGAGCUCUUCUACAAACUCGCCGAGAAGCCUCCCGUUAACCUAGAAGAACUCUUGACCAGGGCGCACGCGGCCGCUAACGCGGAGGAGGCUGGUCGCUUAAAGAGAGAAUCAGAUCGGGAGCUCGGAGAUCGGAAAGGACGGGCAAACCCUCCCGAGAACAAGGAUGGCCAGGCCAAGAGGACUGUUUUCGACCGGCUCUCAAAGGAUAAAGCCCCCGCUCAAUCGCCACUCCCAGAAAAAGGCUACACCCCUCUCACUCGGCCCAGAGCCCAGGUUCUGGCCGUCAUAGAGGCGGAGGGCCUGGUAGGGCGACCACCUAAGAUGGGGACGCCUCGGAACAAGAGGAACCAAGACCGCUACUGUGCCUUCCACCGUGACGUGGGGCACGAUACGGAGGGAUGUUCGGCCCUGCGGAAGGAGAUCGAAGACCUGAUUCAGCGGAGUUUCCUGGGACAGUUCGUGCGGCCAGGUUGGCCGGGCCAGGAGCCAGGACACGGGGACCGGGGGAGGCCCAUCGUCGCGACUGCCCUGAGCGCCGCGACUUCCCUCGGGCCGACAACCCCGACCCGGACACCCACAACCUUGCCGGGGUGA